This is a messenger RNA of Galeopterus variegatus (Sunda flying lemur), 695 nucleotides long. It is a transcript of the gene MGST3, whose product is annotated as microsomal glutathione S-transferase 3. Gene Ontology annotation, cellular component: endoplasmic reticulum; nuclear envelope; membrane. Gene Ontology annotation, molecular function: glutathione transferase activity; glutathione peroxidase activity. The transcript has 6 exons. The record is from RefSeq and is a predicted model, not a curated record. Bases 126 to 584 code for a protein of 152 amino acids. Lineage: Eukaryota; Metazoa; Chordata; Mammalia; Dermoptera; Cynocephalidae.
GCGCUGCCCCGGGCGGAGGCGGGCCUGCUCCCUGCCAGCCCUGCUAGAGGCCGAGCGCGCCGCACCCACUUCACGCUGCGCAGCUUGGGUCUGCACCAGCCGUGCGAAGGUGAUCCAGAGCCAAGAUGGCUGUCCUCUCUAAGGAAUAUGGCUUCGUGGUUCUCACUGGUGCUGCCAGCUUCGUAAUGGUAGCUCAUCUAGCCAUCAAUGUUUCCAAGGCCCGCAAGAAGUACAAGGUGGAGUAUCCUACCAUGUACAGCACAGACCCUGAAAAUGGGCACCUCUUCAACUGCAUUCAGCGGGCCCACCAGAACACAUUGGAAGUGUAUCCUCCCUUCUUAUUUUUUCUAGCUGUUGGAGGCGUUUACCACCCGCGAAUAGCUUCUAGCUUGGGCUUGGCCUGGAUUGUUGGACGAGUUCUUUAUGCUUAUGGCUAUUACACAGGAGAACCCAGCAAGCGGAAUCGAGGAGCCCUGGGGUCCAUCGCCCUCAUUGGCUUGAUGGGCACAACUGUGUGCUCUGCUUUCCAGCACCUUGGUUGGGUCAAAACUGGCUUAGGCAGUGGGUCCAAAAGCUGCCAUUAAAGAAUUGUAGAGGUUUAAAAACUUUCAUUCAUUUGGAAUGGCUUACAUUUCAAGUUACAUUUCUUUUCUAGAUAUAAUAAAAACUUAGCUGGCAUCAGCCUCAUACCUAAA